ACAACCACAAUACUGCCCACAGUCAGUGGCAAACAGCGGCGAGUCAUGACCACACGCGUGAACUCAAACAUGAGUAACUUUAUAUUUAUAAUAACGAUUCUGUGAUAAUGUGCCGAUUACUUUAUAGUGUUCUAGUUGUAUUAGGUUAUGCAAGUUACUUGCCAGUAAUUAGUCAAUAUGUGGACUCCCCAUGCCCUGGGACUUUUGAGUAUCAAAGUGACGGUGGUGGAGUGUAUGGAGUGAUACAUCUGCAGCCCAAUGGACCUGUGUCUAGCAUACAUGUUACAGUUAAUUUUACUAUAGCAGCUAGAAUAUUUUCGAAUUAUGCGGGUCGUCUACAACCAAUUAAUCCCUCAGGGUUACAGUUCAAUCAAGACUCGCCCAUAGACUACCGAGUAGACUUUCCCGUCACUACACCAUUGCCGAGGCUGACCUACCUCAUCGUCAACGGCAACGUGUUAUGCUACGGACCUGGAGAUGUGCCCCAGCCCAACUUAUACGUGACUACAAUCAGUCUUCAACACAUGCUAUAUCUACGAGGGGGAAGACCGGGAAACACAGGCUUCGACCAAGUUCCCCCUGGGUUCAACCAAGGAUCCAGUCAAGGAUUUAUCCUGCAGGUGCCCCCUGGGUUCAGUCAGGGAUCCAACCAAGGAUUCAAUCAGUUUACCCGGCCGAAGCCCCAGGAUCCAUCGAUUAACAUCAUCUCUUCAUCACCGGAUGCUCAAGUGUUCACGUUUAACGUGGAUGAUAGUGAUCGCACCGGCACUUGGACUGAAGGAUUCCCCCGGCCACAGCCGCAGCCGCAAACCCAACGACCACCACCACCGCCGCCACGACCACCGCCCGUCGAAUACUACCCGGAAUUCACCACUACCACGAGACGACCGCCACCCCCGCCUCCGCCGACACGACCUCAAACUGUUUACCCAUCAACGCCUUCGCGCACCCCCUCCUUCAGUUCCGAGUGUGGCGUAGUCGCGGGAGGUAAUGAGCAUGUGCCACUCGUCUAUCACGGCACCAGCUACACGAGAGGCGACUGGCCGUGGCUGGUGGCCAUCUACAAGCGGAAGGAUGGGAGCCUAACCUUUGCCUGCUCUGGCACACUGGUGUCCGAUCGACAUGUUGUGUCUGCUGCCCACUGUGUGCAGCAGAGAAGUACGCUGACCUCAAUCAGAGAUAUCGUAGUCAAAGUCGGCGUAUAUAACUUAGAGGACUGGGGUGACGAUAUCACGGUCACCAGGACUUUGGAAUCUGCCACCAUCCAUGAAGGAUUUAAUUCUUCGACGUAUGCAAAUGACCUUCUUGUGCUAACAUUCGAUAAGAGCGUAGAGUUUAACACGAAUAUCAGGCCAGCCUGUCUCUGGAGUGGCAACAACGAUCUGAACAGGAUAGUGGGAGCUUCAGGAGUGGUUGCUGGUUGGGGGUCAAGUGAACUAGGUCCCGGCAGCAAAGGAGAGCCUCGCAUGGUGCGGAUACCCGUAGUCAGCACCGCCAUGUGUCGCGCCAGCAGGCCAGACUUCCACGUUUUCACGAGCGACAACACGUUAUGCGCUGGUGAUCGUAACGGCGCUGGUCCUUGUUUAGGUGACUCUGGCGGAGGACUAUAUAUUCUGGACGGCGGUCGCUGGCGUAUUCGUGGCGUAGUCUCAUUAUCGCUUCGUCCGGAAAACGGUGAAUCUACAUGCAAUCUUAACGAAUACGUUAUUUUUACUGAUGCAGCGAAGUUUUUACAGUGGAUUAAAAAUGCCAUAAGUAAUUAAUUUAGGUAGUGAUUUUUAAAUUGACUGUUAGACUAUAAAAAAUAAGUUUUAAGAACACGUUUCAGGUAAUAAAAUCAUCUUGUUUGCCUACAU
This is a messenger RNA of Leguminivora glycinivorella, 1856 nucleotides long. Its product is annotated as serine protease gd-like. The record is from RefSeq and is a predicted model, not a curated record. Gene Ontology annotation, molecular function: serine-type endopeptidase activity. The coding region runs from base 108 to 1763 and encodes 551 amino acids. Gene Ontology annotation, biological process: proteolysis. The transcript is spliced from 9 exons. Lineage: Eukaryota; Metazoa; Arthropoda; Insecta; Lepidoptera; Tortricidae.